AUGGACGCCUCGGUUCUGCUUGGUCUUCGAUUCAAAAAGAUGACCACAAAAGCUGAACGGCCGGAUCUGAGACGGAAUAUCGCCCCCAGUCCAAAUAGGAACUCUGGAUAUCUUUGGCGAUGGCUCGUGAUUGCGCUCAUUGACGUGGGCCUCAAUGCGCCAGAAAACUUGUCCCGAUUGGGGCUCAUUCUUGGAAUUAUUGAGUACAGUGACAACGAACUCUUUUAUAUAUACAGGAUCAUGGCUCAGGUUCCCUACUACUUGCAAUUUGGCUUCAACGGUUUCUACCUAGCACUGUUCAUCUACGAUAAGUCGACUCGACCGCAGCGGAGGCGGCUCAUUGAAAGCUUCAGCGCUGACCAUCACAACUCCGAACGACCACGAGAAGCUCAUGAGCUGCACCCAGUUGAGUGCAACUCCUUGUGUGACUCCGGAAUCGAGGACGAGCCAUGUCGUGUCUGA
Molecule: messenger RNA, 462 nt
Organism: Ostertagia ostertagi
Lineage: Eukaryota; Metazoa; Nematoda; Chromadorea; Rhabditida; Trichostrongylidae
Source: the annotation of a GenBank genome assembly